This is a messenger RNA of Lottia gigantea (owl limpet), 456 nucleotides long. RefSeq lists its product as hypothetical. Lineage: Eukaryota; Metazoa; Mollusca; Gastropoda; Lottiidae. The transcript has a single exon. The record is from RefSeq and is a predicted model, not a curated record. The coding region runs from base 1 to 456 and encodes 151 amino acids.
AUGGAAGUGGAACUACUCAGCAACUGGUCUAAUAUAGUAGUGGAAAUAGAACAGCUCAACAACUGGUCCAAUAUAGUAAUGGAAGUAGAACAGCUCAACAACUGGUCCAAUAUAAUAAUGGAAGUAGAACAGCUCAACAACUGGUCUAAUAUAGUAAUGGAAGUAGGACAGUUCAACAACUGGUCCAAUAUAAUAAUGGAAGUAGAACAGCUCAACAACUGGUCUAAUAUAGUAAUGGAAGUAGAACAGCUCAACAACUGGUCUAAUAUAGUAAUGGAAAUAGAACAGCUCAACAACUGGUCCAAUAUAAUAAUGGAAGUAGAACAGCUCAACAACUGGUCUAAUAUAGUAAUGGAAGUAGAACAACUCAGCAACUGGUCUAAUAUAGUAGUGGAAAUAGAACAGUUCAACAACUGGUCCAAUAUAGUAAUGGAAGUAGAACAGUUCAACACCUAG